Molecule: messenger RNA, 6177 nt
Organism: Cladocopium goreaui
Lineage: Eukaryota; Dinophyceae; Suessiales; Symbiodiniaceae
Source: the annotation of a GenBank genome assembly
AUGGAGAAUUCCAAACAAACUGCAGAGGUAGUUCCAUCAUGGGACGGAAAUCCUCGUGGAUGGCGCCGUUACCAACGUGAGGUGCUUUGGUUCUACAUGGGGACUCGCAAAUCUCAGCGAAGCCUGUUGGGUCCUCGUCUGGUAUCAAAGCUCACAGGUCCUGCCCGACUUCUUGCGAUGUCUUGGAGUCACUUGGACAUCGCUGGACCUGAUGGUGUGAAAAAUGUCUUGAAACGCCUUGAGUCCUCUCCACUGGUGAGGAAAAAGAUUCCCAACUCUGCGGCAACGAUGACUCAGUACUUUGGGUACAGACGUCACAAUGGUGAGAACAUCAAUGCCUAUCUGGUUCGUGAGAGCCUCUUCUAUGAGGAGUUUGUGGAAUCACUCAUGGAGCUCAAGGGCGCGCAAGGUGACGUCAUGAAGGACUUGGAGACCAUUGAUGAGACCUCGGAGUCUGAGUCGGAGUCAGCUGGUGGUGAUUCUCGACCUGGCUACAAACGAGUACCUACUGAAGAACCUGCCGCUGACCUUCCUCGUGCUUCUGAUGAUGAACGACCUGGACAAGUACCACCUUCUGGACAAGUUCCUCCUUCUGGACAAGAUGCCGGUUCUCGUCGAGCACGAUCCUUGCGGAGUGUGCAGAGUCAACGCGGACUCAACCUUGCCGACUCCUUCAUCCUCAAUCAACUUCGUGGCUGGCGACUUUUGAGUGGUGCUGCUUUGAAGAGUGAAGAGUGGCGUUCCAUUCUGGCAUCAACGAAGAAUCAGCUGGACUAUGACUCCAUUUCUUCGGCGCCCAUGGUUCUCUUCGAUGAGCAGAUCCCUCAUCAACAUCGUCUACAUCAACAUCAUUCUCAACAUCCUGGCGGUGGACCUCAUCACUUCAACAUGGCCGAGGGCGAUGACUGGUCGUGGGAUGAUUCCUCAUGGUGGGAUGAUCAAUGGGCAGCGCAAGUGCGCUGGGAUGAUGAUGGAUGGGAAGCUCAACCUGAAGAAGAACAUGGAGAAGAACAAGAAGCGGCCGAUACGGCCAACGAUGGAGAAGCUCUUGACCUCUACGCCUUUGUGAAGGGCAAGUCCAAGGGUGGUGGAAAAUUCAAGUCCAAGAACUCAGGCAACGUCAAUGCCUACAGCAUGAGCGACUAUGACGCUUAUGGCCUUCAGUUUGACACCGAGAAGGAAGACCUCACACACCUGAACCUUGGGAAGAUCGAGAAGGAAGGCAAUAGCCUGGGCAUGUUGGACUGUGGUGCAACCUGCAGUGCUGGACCGGAAACGUCCAUCCGCAAUCUGAUCCAAGCCGUGAUCAGCCAAGACAACAGUGCAGCCAUCUCUGUGGAUGCGAAAAAGCGGCCCAAGUUCCGUUUUGGAAGUGGAGCAUGGGGCCAAGCCUUGUACCUGAUUCGAAUCCAGUCCAGCAUCACCAACAAGUUUUUUGAAGCUUUUGUUCUACCUGAUCCUGAAACUCCUUUGAAACCUGGAUUCGAACAUGUACCAGUCUUGGUGGGGAUGGAUUUCAUACGUCAAAACGGUUUGAUCAUCGACUUCACUGAUGGGUAUGUAGUCUGUGCUCAACAUGCAAACGCGAAACCUUUCUACAUGCCUGUGAAUGCCAAGGGUCAUUUCAUGGUCGAUUUGGUCAACUAUUUGUGUGAAGGAAAAACACUUCAUGAUGGUCAUCCCAGUUUACAUGUCACAGUUCCACAAGGUGAAGGUUUUGAAGGUUUUCUUGCGAGUGAUGUCAACAUGUUCACCUUUGAAGCCAUUGAAGAUGUCAACAACAUGUCAACCUUGGAGUUUGAAUGCGGUACUGUAGUCAAAACCGAUGACGAGAAGAAGACGUUCCAACCAGACCUCUCACGAGAGAUGGGCCCGGAUCUUCGAGAUCCCAGAUGCAAGGGCUGGCCGUGUCACAGCGAUCACCAGCCAGGGAAGUCACAGGGCAACAAGUGGGCCAAGUGGACCCACUGCACCAAGUGCGGUCUCAGGGUGUCUUACACUCCGAGCAUGGGUGCCCCGUCGAACUCCAUGCAGGUCUUCAACCCGGAGAUGGUUCGACGUGCCCUCAACGACCUGAAGGACAACCUUCCCAAGAAUGUGGAGCCCACGGAGGAGCUGGUUCAGCUGUUCAUCGACAAGGUGACUGCGGAGAUCCGCAUCGAGCACAUCAUGGAGGAAGCCAAACGCGACCUCGCAAAGAACAUGGAGAAGGUAGCAAAAGCUGCCGCCGCAGCCAAGAUGUCAGCGAAGCCGAAGCCAAAGAUCAAGAUGAAGGCGAGUCAGCUGACGCAGCCUUCAGAAGGUUAUGUCGAGGCGGUUCCAACCUCAUCGACCUCAAGCUGGCAGGACAUCCCUCAGGAACCUCCUGCGGAGUUCAAUCCUAUGGAUCACCUGACGGAAGCGGAGAAGAAGCACAUCAUGGAUCUGGCCGCAAGCCGUGUCCAAGUGGUGCACGACUCGGAGGAAGAGAUGGAGCCAAAGCUGAUGGACUUGGUGCACUUUCUGAACGACAAGUUGGUGGCGAAUAUUUCCGAGCUGAUCUACGACAAGAAGCCACUGGUGUGGGAGAUGUUCUGCUCUCCUCAAUCUGGACUUGCACAAGCAUGUGAAGCUGAAGGAAUACCAACUCAGCGCAUCAACUUGGAGCAAGGUUUCGACCUCUACAAGCCGGCAACAUACCCGGUGCUGUUCGAGCUCUUCAAGGUCCAACGCCCCAAAAAGCUUUGGAUCUCUACGAUGUGUACUUUGUUCUGCAGCUGGGUGGACUUGAACUAUCAAGGCCGAGAAGAAAUCUUACAAAAGAAGAGACGCAGGGAGCGAAAGAUGUUUCGCCUCCUCAAGGCAUUUAUCGGAGCCGUGAUCGCCUACGACCCCACUGUGGAGAUCUACUGGGAGAACUUUCGUUCUCAGUUGCUCCCCUACCGCUGGCCAAAGCUUUUGUGGAUGUCUGCAGCUGACGAUGGAGCAACAUUCGAAGGUUUUGUGGCCGAGCACUACAAUGCCCCUGGCGAGUUAUGUGCUGGAGAAGAACAACCCUCUGGAGAAGAUCAACAGCCCGACGGUGAAGAUCAACCUCCUUCUGAAGAUGCUCUACGCAAAUGGGAGGUACAACUCAACCAAUUCCACCGUGCGGCUGGUCACCCGUCGACACGAAAUCUGGUGCGCAUGCUGGUGGAUGCUCAAGUGGAACCUUGGAAGAUUCAACAAGCCCGCAAAUUUCGAUGCUCAACCUGUGAGGAGAUGGUCAAGGGUGGUGUUUCUUCGAAACAGAUCCCUCCUGCAGCGAUGCGACCAUUGCCGGUGGCCUGGGAACAAGUGGGUAUCGACUUGGCGGAAUGGACGGUGCCCAACCAGAACACCAAGGUCAAGUUCGUCAUGAUGAUCGACUUGGCUACGCGCUAUCGCAUCACUGAGACCCUCUUCGUGUAUGCUCAUGGCGAGAACAAGGUCGAGACUACAGACAUGAUGAUCAAGGUCAUCACAACUCGAUGGUUGAUGAGCAUGCCUCGACCCAAAUGUCUUGUGCCGGACAAUGCCAACACCUUGGUGAGCUACAAGAUCACAGAGUUCAUGGCGGAUCUGGGAAUUGAGAUUGCAACACCUCCUGAUGGAGAAAGCUGGGCCCAUGGCAUCUCUGAACGAGCUGUGGGUCAGAUCAAGGAGACUGCCUCCCUGAUACAACAAUCUCUUCCUGACCAAGACCCAGUUCUUACGCUGGCUAUGGCAACCAGUGCCAUGAACAACACCGAGUUUGUCAAGGGCUACACAAGCAUUCAAUGGGCUUUUGGCAAACAAGCUGAACUUGAUGACGGUGAACUUCGUCAACAGCUGAGUCUGCCAAUCGACAGACAACAACAUGAGUUUCUCCGACUUCUGAAUCAACGGCAACUGGCUGAAGAGUGUGCGAGAAAGGCAAAGGCAAGAACUGUGAUGUCCAAGCUGAAAAAUUCAGCCGUGAGGCAACCUCUGAGGACUUUCAAGAUGGGACAGCCUGUCUACAUCUGGAGAAAGUUUUUGCCCCACUCUGUCUAUGCAGGAAAGAAGGGUGGACACAAACAUGUGGGACGACCGCGUUGGGUCGGACCUGGUCGCGUAGUGUUUCAUGAACUUGUACCUGGACAAGAAGAAGAAGACAGGAAGCAUGUGGUCUGGGUGAUACUUGGAACUCGGAUCUACAAGACCUCAGUCCACAGUGUGAGACCUCUUUCUGCCCGAGAACAACAUCUCUUCGAGAUCAAGGGUGACGAGUCUCAUCGUUGGAAGCAGCUGAGCGAUGUGCUUCCAAAACGCGAGUUCAUUGACAUCACCGUGGAGGAGCCUGCGGAGGACGAGGUGGAGCAACCUUUUCUUCCUGACGAACCUGGCUCCGCGACCAUUGUCAAACCCCAAGUACGCUUUCCCGGCAAAUUUCCAAUUAUGGAUAGUGGACAUCCAGACUACCUUGCACCUCCGAAGCCUGGUAGACCUGUCUCUACCGUUGACGAGACCUUUGACCCUGUGAAUGUGUACGAGCCGGACUCCAAAGACCUUCUGGAGCCCGACAACAAGAGAACCUCAGUGUCCUCAACAACACCUCUUCUUGAACCUCGUGAGCCUGCCGAGAAGCGAGCUGAAGCUGGUGAGGGAACAUCUGAUGAACCAGAGUCCAAACGACUCAAAGCUGAUGAGGACGAGGAAAGCGAGAAGGAGUUCAAAUUUCUGGAAGCUCUUCGCUCUGUGGACGAAGGGUAUGUCUUCAACUUUGAGCUGGACUUGGAGUCGAACCGCAAGAAGAAAGACUUCAUGCGCAAUCCCGUGAUGUUCCUGGCGAAGAAGAUGGCUGGAGCAGAAGUGAACUACAAACGCUUGUCUCCUGAGGAGAAACAGCUCUUCGAGAAUGCCAAGCAGUCUGAAGUGAGCAGUUUUCUUCGAACUGAAGCAGUACGUCGUUGUCUUUCUUACGAGGAGCAACAACGAGCUGAGAACCCUGGAAGGGUGCUCAAAUCGAGAUGGGUAUUGGUGUGGAAAGGGGUACCAGAAGAGAGUCGUGCCGAAGCAGCUGAUGACCGCAAGAACAACCCCAACACCACUCAUGAUGCCUCCUUGACCCGCAAGGCCAAGGCUCGAAUAGUUCUCUUGGGAUUUCAACACCCGGACUUGGAACUCGUUGAAGCUCAAGAACUUUGGACACCUGGAGUACCAGAACUUCGUGCUGCACUUGGAGCAAGUGAUGGAGAACUUCUUCGUCUACUUCGCAACGUAUAUGGCAGUGCUACCGCUCCACGUGGCCUAUGGACUGAUGUGGAUCAAACUCUUCAACGUCUUGGCGGACAUCGACUCAUUGGAGACGCAGCUUUCUGGUGUUGGGUGGAAGAAAAUCCUAACCCAAAGAAUCCUGCUGACCGCUACAACCUGAUCGGAUUUGUUGGUGGUCAUGUCGACGACUUCAACAGAGCUGGCGAUACAACCAAUGAGAAGUGGCUUUCUGUGAGACAAGCCAUUGAUAAGGCUUAUGCCUGGGGAACACGCAAGGAGGAGAACUUCCGACACUCUGGAGUAGAUCUUGAGGUAAAGAAUGACCGCAACGAGCGCUACGUGCAGCUGAGUCAGGAUUUCUACCUGGAGAACCUCCCCGACCUUGCGAUUCCUGAAGAUCGUCUACUUGACAAGAGUGUCAUGGUGGCCAAGGAAAUCGCUGACCUGAUCAAGGACGUGAAGAAGGAUCCAAUGAAUCUUCGGCUUUUCCAACUUCCUCAUGUACAACACUGGCAAGAUUGGACUGUUGUGACGAUGGCCGACCAGGCACACAACAACCGCCCACAAGGUGGAUCAACUGGUGGUCUACUGACCUGUCUUGGUGGACCUGAACAACUUGCUGGAGAAGCUGGUCGCCUCAAUCCAGUUUCUUGGAGGACCUGGCGUUUACGCCGGAAGGCCAUUUCUACAAAUGAUGGCGAGAUGCAAGCAACCUUGGAGGGCGAAGACUCCAACUUCCGUGUUCGUUGGAUGUGGUGCCAACUCAAUGGAUGCUGCGCUAUCAAAGAUGGCAACCUUUUGGAGAAGGCCAACGACCUUGUCAAGUAUGUGAAGGGCUUGAGCGAGAAGAAGGCAAAGAAGGAUGGUCGUGCUGCUGUACAGCAAAUGAAGGAGCUUCAAGCUCUUGUCCCAAUAGCACACAUGAUCCAAGAAGAAUUUUGA